Messenger RNA from Pseudoliparis swirei, 4757 nucleotides. RefSeq names its product potassium voltage-gated channel subfamily H member 5-like. NCBI's taxonomy places the organism in Eukaryota, Metazoa, Chordata, Actinopteri, Perciformes, Liparidae. Gene Ontology annotation, biological process: potassium ion transmembrane transport; regulation of membrane potential. The coding region runs from base 181 to 3324 and encodes 1047 amino acids. Gene Ontology annotation, molecular function: voltage-gated potassium channel activity. The record is from RefSeq and is a predicted model, not a curated record. Gene Ontology annotation, cellular component: membrane. The transcript is spliced from 11 exons.
UAAGAUAAAAUGCCACAUUCUGCAUUUAUUUCUAAAACCUCAGCCCGGAAGUACCUCAUGUCAUUGUUGUUGUUUUGACACUUGUGGUCCACGCUCGGGUCGGGAGCCAGCUGAGGGGGAUAUUUGUUAACAACAGCUCGACCACUGAGCAGCUCCGAGUCUCUGCCCGGAACCCUCAUCAUGCACGGGGGCAAGAGAGGACUGGUGGCUCCGCAGAACACUUUUCUGGAAAAUAUCGUCCGGCGCUCCAGCGAAACCAGUUUCCUGUUGGGAAACGCACAGAUCGUGGAGUGGCCAGUCGUUUACAGCAACGAUGGAUUCUGCAAGCUCUCUGGAUACCACCGAGCUGAAGUCAUGCACAGAAGCAGCUCGUGCAAUUUCAUGUAUGGAGACCUGACUGAUAAGAAGACUAUAGACGACAUCAAACAGACCUUCAAUAACUACGAGUCCCAUUUUGUUGAUGUGCUGCUCUAUACAAAGAAUAGAACAGCGAUAUGGCUCUACAUGCAGGUAGCUCCCAUCAGAAAUGAGAACAACAAGGUGGUGCUGUUCCUCUGCACCUUCAGAGACAUUACGCUUUUCAAACAGCCGAUUGAAGAUGAAACAACCAAAGGAUGGAUGAAGUUUGCCAGACUGACGCGGGCACUGAGCAACCGCAACCUGGUGCAGCAGUUAGCGCCGCUGAGCACCGAGGACAGCCACAAGCCGUCCAGACUGGCUGAGGCUCUACAGUUGGGAUCAGACAUCCUCCCUCAGUAUAAACAAGAGGCCCCAAAGACCCCUCCACACAUCAUCCUCCACUACUGCACCUUCAAGACCACCUGGGACUGGGUGAUCCUCGUCCUCACCUUCUACACGGCCAUCAUGGUGCCCUACAACGUCUCCUUUAAGACGAAGCAAAACAAUCUGGCUUGGCUGGUGCUGGACAGCGUCGUGGACAUCAUCUUCCUGAUUGACAUUGUGCUGAACUUCCACACCACCUUCGUGGGUCCUGCUGGGGAAGUCGUUUCAGACGCGAAGGUCAUACGGAUGAAUUACCUGAAGACGUGGUUCGUCAUCGACCUGCUGUCCUGUCUGCCCUACGACAUCAUCAACGCCUUUGAGCACGUAAAUGAGGGUCUCAGCAGUCUGUUCAGCUCCCUCAAGGUGGUCCGCCUGCUCCGAUUGGGCCGGGUGGCUCGUAAAUUGGACCACUACCUGGAGUAUGGAGCAGCCGUCCUGGUCCUGCUGGUGUGUGUCUUCGGUCUGGUGGCCCACUGGUUGGCCUGCAUCUGGUACAGUAUCGGGGACUAUGAGGUCAUCGAUGAGACCACCAACACCAUUAAGACCGACAGCUGGCUCUACCAGUUGGCCCUGAGCAUUGGGACUCCUUACCGCUACAACACCAGUGGUACCGGACAGUGGGAGGGGGGUCCCAACAAAGACACCUUGUACAUUUCUUCUCUCUACUUCACCAUGACGAGUCUCACCACCAUCGGAUUUGGCAACAUCGCUCCGGCCACAGACGGGGAGAAGAUUUUCUCUGUGGCGAUGAUGAUGGUGGGCUCGCUGCUCUAUGCAACUAUCUUUGGAAACGUCACCACCAUCUUCCAGCAGAUGUACACAAACACAAACCGCUACCAUGAGAUGCUCAACAACGUGCGUGACUUCCUGAAAGUCUAUCAGGUUCCCAAAGGUCUGAGUGAGAGGGUCAUGGACUUCAUCGUCUCCACCUGGGCCAUGUCCAAGGGCAUCGACACGGAUAAGGUUCUCUCAAUUUGUCCCAAAGACAUGCGUGCGGACAUCUGCGUGCACCUCAACAGGCAGGUGUUCAACGACCACCCGGCGUUUCGGCUGGCGAGCGACGGCUGCCUGCGCUCCCUGGCCGUGGAGUUUCAGACCACACACUGUGCACCCGGGGACCUCAUCUUCCACAUCGGAGAGAGUGUGGACACCCUCUGCUUCGUGGUCUCCGGCUCACUAGAGGUCAUCCAGGAUGAUGAGGUCGUCGCAAUACUCGGUAAAGCGGAUGUGUUUGGAGACGUGUUCUGGAAAGAGAGCACUGCGGCCCGGGCUUGUGCAAAUGUCCGAGCUCUGACUUACUGCGACCUGCACGUCAUCAGGAGAGAAGCUCUGAUGAGGGUGCUGGAGUUCUACACGGCGUUCGCCAACACGUUCUCCCGCAACCUCAUCCUCACCUGCAAUCUACGAAAACGGAUCAUCUUCAGAAAGAUUGCUGACGUGAAGAGGGAGCAGGAGCGCCAGAGAAACGAGGUGACUCUCUCUAUUCCCGAAGACCACCCGGUGCGCAAGCUGUUCCAGAGGUUCCGACAGCAGAGAGACGCUCAGCCGCCGGCGGAGUCUCACUCCUACUUUGAUUUCAACUGUGUUCAGGUGGAGCGUCACUCCGACUCCAACUCGUACUCACAGUGUCAGCCUGUAUCUCCUCUGCAGCAGGAGUACAGCUCCCCGGUGCAGAAUAAUGCACCCUGCUCAGGAGGGGGCAGUGUGGGCGGCACGGCGGCGGCACCUCCACAAGCACUAGUCCACACCGUGACCUCAGAGCAGAGCUGCACACAAGAGGCCGGGGAGUCGGCGGCGAGGCCUGACGCCGAGAGUCAGCUCUGUCAGAGGGUCAGCAGCCCUGGGAGAGGAGAGGGAGCUGUCGGGGGCGUUGCUCGAGGCUGGGCGAAGUUUAAAAACGCCGCUUCGACCGCACCGCCGCCUCCCGCCGUUGAGCCAGAAAAGAAGCCGCGGAAAGCAGAGGAGUGGCCGAAGGGAUCCCAGUCCUCAGAACUCUUGGCAGUCGCCAACAAGAACCAGGAUUUGGAGGAAAGUGGAGAGAUGGGGAGCAUGGAGGGGGGCAACGGUGACGAAAUAAGCGCCCUGCACAAAACGGACUCCUGCGACAGCGGCAUCACGAAGAGCGAUCUACGCAUGGACCGAGCCGGAGAUUCGAGGAGCUCCUUCGAAAGGAGCCCUCUGGAGAGAAGCCCCCUGGAGAGAAGCCCCCUGGAGAGAAGCCCCCUGGAGAGAAGCCCCUUUGAGCACAGUCUGGGGGUCGACUCCGCCCUCAAACACUGGUUUGUUCAGCCAGUGUCUGACCAAGCGCUCCUUCAGGCCACGCUGCACGAGGCCAAGCUGGAGCUGAAGGGAGACAUUCAGAAGCUGAGCGGCCGCCUGUCGGUGCUCGAGUCUCAGGUGAGCGAGAUCCUCCGGCUGCUGUCGAUGAAGAGAAGACUCUCGCUGCCGCCGACCUCUUCCCCGAAGGCCAGAGUGAAAUACCAAGACUCAGUCGCCGCCUCCAAGCUCGUCACAGCAAAGGCAGACAAUGGGCCUUUUUGAAUUCACUGAUUUGAACACCCAUAACCUGGAUCUGUUAACAACUGAUUUACAUCAGCACCAGUUUGCAUGUCCUGCUGGACUCUGCAAAGACAUUCUUCACAUUAAGCACCACCACUGCAUGCAGAAACCCCUUUUUAAUGUUACCGUAAUACUUAAAAAAAAGAAGAAACCAGGGAUUGUGAAGCACUUUUAUGGUCCUGUGUAUACUAGAUUUAAGAAUGCCAAAAAAGAAACAGGAACAAAUACUGAACAAACACUUACUGCUAGGAAAUAAGUGCAUUUUAGAGGCAUGAUAAAACAAUUUAUCGCUAUGCAUCUCAUGAAUGAUGCUCUGAUGAAGGCUUUCUGAGCCUGAUGGGAGCUGAAGUCACAUUCUUUUAAACAUAUCAUUUUCAUGAUCUUCCUUGACUUCUAUUUUAUUGUUAAUUCACAGUUUUGGGGCAUCAGUGAGAAGGUUCACCUGCCAUAACUGUCAUGAUUAUUUGAACAUCUUAAACAGACCGGAGGUCAGCAAACAUUUCCACGUGCACCAAGUGUUAAACACACGUCUCCCUCUCGUCACGGUAUUAAUUGUCAGGUAAUUAUAUGUGCCUUACAAUAAUAAAGCCUCAUUCAGGGUUGUUGUAAUGAGACAUUAUGAACUCUGUUUAUUUUUUAUUUUUUUUACAUAUGUUUUAUAAUAGAAACGUUAUGUUUGAGUUUGAUCCCUUUUUGGGGGGGUUUUCUCUUCUGAAUAUGUCACUGCACUAUGCAUUCAUUUGAUGAACUGUUUAGAAACUAUUUAUCUUGAGUCUCAGCUUGAUUCCCAUGCAUGUGAAAUAGGAAUAGGUGCUUUCAUAGAGUUUUAUUGUUGAAUAGCAUUAUCUCUAUUUUUUGUGAAAGACUUCCUUAAACAAGAUGGGAGUAUCUCGACUUAUAAAACCACUGUACAUCCCUUCAUGUAACUAUGCCUCUUGCUCAGGUAUAUUUGGUCUAAUGUUGAAUUUCAGUAUUUAUUUCAGAGUGAAUGAUUUUAUCUUUGACUACGUGUAAGAUUAAAUAGUUCUGCAAUUUCAUAAUUUUAGAACAUUAAGCACAUACCGCGAUGCAAACCAAAAUGAAGGGACACUGCUCUUAUCAUGUAAACAUUAGUUUAUUCUGGUUGUAUGACGAUGAUUACUAUAAUGUACAUGACUGAACAGCAUGGUUAGUUUUAGUUAGAGAUGUUUUUUUAAUUCGAUGUGUGACUGAAUCAUCUCAGUACGAGCCGUGAGGAUGAAAGCAUGUGGCUGUUGGUUGAUUCAGUACAUCUAUUUCAUAUUACACGUAUAAAUGCGGUUGCAUGCAUCCAGGGAACCUGUACACAUUGACAUGCAUAAUGAAAAAGGAUGCCUGCUCACCAUCUGUUGUUUAGCCUUCUCUGUUAUGCAACAAAAGACAUUAUGUAUAUUAAA